Molecule: messenger RNA, 4772 nt
Organism: Capsaspora owczarzaki ATCC 30864
Lineage: Eukaryota; Filasterea; Ministeriida; Capsasporidae
Exons: 4
Coding region: 19-4728 (1569 amino acids)
Source: RefSeq, a predicted model, not a curated record
GUUGAUUCCGGGAAGAGGAUGGCUUGCAGGGCGCAGGCGGUCGUUCAGGCGCUGCUGACCCCGUCCAUCACUGCCUCAACUGCAGACAGUCCGGCGGCACCCUGGGACUGCCCGUCCUUCCCAUUGAUCCCAGUUGCUGUCCAGUAUCUCUCGAGCACGUCGGCAGAAGCAGCGGCUGCACGCAAAGCGCUGUGCCAGGCAUGCAAGGUGGCAGAUCUGCCAGAACGCCACGAAAUUGCCGACUGCGUGCUCGACCUCGCAGAUGCCCUCUGGCGGCCGCUGGUUGCUCUGCAUAAGCCAGACGUGAAGCUUGCACAGCGAUCAUCAUCGACUAGCUCCGCACAGGGACCCGCUACUCCAGCACAGCAGACAAUACCAUCACGAGAUGCAUUGACUGCAGUGUCAAGACCGAGUGCACCGGGCUCGACUGCUCACCAAGGAAAAUCUGCGCUAGAGUUUGGAUCCAUUCCCUUGUCGGUAGGCUCACAGUUCUCAAUACCACAGCCGUUGCAGCAGAGCGGGGGCUUGCUCCCACUCCCGUCAGCGUCGCCCGUGCGAAGUUCACCGUCCCGAUCCAACACGGCCUCUUUGCAACCCGCCCCAGUUGCAGCAACACAGGCCAUCAAUCUUUCCAGCGUCACCGAGUUUCCACGCUUGUCAGCCGCUCCAAGCGCCAAACCCGCAGGUUCGGGAAACAAGCAACCUCGCAAAAUCACCCCAACGUUGGUCAAACCUGCUUCGUUGGGAGGCGGCGGAGCGUCGGCCAUCCCGACCCCUGCCUUUUCAGCCGCUGCCUCCGAGCAGUCUACCGCUGUGGACGAUGUGAUGAUGGGACUGGCAAGACCGCGUCGUGCCUCUGGCUCUGCAGCUUCCGUCUCCAUUACUCCCGCGUCCGCCGUCUCAACAAACGCGCCUCGCCCUCCCACUUUGAGCGCUGCUGCUGCGACGCCAGCAGCACCAAUGCGAAUUCGCCGCAUUGCUUUUGGACGCGUCCCUUUCCGAGAGUCCAUCGCAGCGCUCGCCCGACUAGUCGCCUGCGUCGUCUCGGCCCGACUGGGCACCGCGAGCCAACCGACCGCUGUGGCGCUUCCACUCUUCAUCCAUCUGUUGACUCUACCCGUCUUUGUGUCAGAGCCCCUCCAUACCCCUCGAGACGCAACCCAGUUCCUCUUUGAUACCAACAAUUUCCUGGCGACCGAGCAGCAGGCCGUACUCUUCGCCCUUGCUUGCCUCCACCACCUGGCUCGCUUCCUCCCGCAGCUGGUGGACGCUCAGUUUCUGGUGGAGCUUGCCGCCAACCCGUAUCUGGAUGAUUUUGGCUCCAAACCAUUGCUCGCCAUCGAUCAAGCCAUCCGACCCCCGCCAUCGCUCGUAGUCAGUCGAGACAUGUCCCAACAACCUAACAACAACCAACUGCGCCAUGCCUCGUCCUCCAGCAUGCAGCUGCUCAUCAAGCUGGGUCUGGCUCCUUCUGUGGAGAGUGAGCGCCUGGUUCGUUCGACGCAUCGGCAGCUCUUUUUCAACCGCGAAAAGCUCGCCGACAAGGUGUUUCUUUUGCGAAUCAAGUGGCAGGAGGCACUCGUUGCGCUGCGCCAACACUCGACAGAGACCCCUGGCGCAGUCCAAGUGUCGCCAUUGCCCGACAGCAAAUUUUGCGAACUGGUCUGGGAGAUUAUGAUGCAGCUCGAUCCGUUAAACUAUCGGUGGCUUGCGCUCAAGCUAGUCGUCGAUUUUCUGGACGCCCUGCCUUCGAAUCCGCUGGUUUUCGCCAAUGGCUCGGAUCCGACAGCAGCCCGUCCGACAACCCCGCUGGGAUCUGCUCCUUCCACGCCUGGCAUCGGUGCCAGUCCCGCCGCACCGUUGCUGCGACACGGCUCGUCGCAAUCCCUGACGCACGACGAGGCGUUGGCGGCAGCAGGAGCGCACGCGGCAGACCCCACUCGCAAGGCGCAGCGCUUCGAAAACUUGGAGCGGCGCUUUCAAUCCGACCGAACCUACGCUCGGCCUUCUCUCCGACCCAAAGUCUCAUCAACUGAUAUUGUAGCCGCCUGCUCUCCGGGCAAGCUGGGCGCACCGGCGCCUUCGUUUUUGCACUUUUACGCCACGUUUCUUGUCUUUGCGGACAGCUUCACCCUUGUUGCACUUGCGCGCGAACUUCUCUGUCCGUGCGUCAAUGCCUUGUUGCAGCAAUCCUCCCAGGCUCCCUCCACGCUUGAAUUGGAGAGCGCUGUUGGCUGUGCGCAGCUCCUGGGAUUUUUAGAUGGUUUUUCGGCUCGGUUGCCGACUGUGCCCGGCCAAAGCUUGUCGCCCGCACCGUCUACUGCCCCCUUGGGCUCGCUCGAUGUGGCUCUCUUGCUGAUUGCGUCGCAGAAUUCGUCCGAGCAUGUGAUCGUCGCGAGCGAGUACCUGUGUGCAUUCCACGGACUCGGGUUGAAAGACGAAGACUCUAGCCGUGCAGCGCCUCCGCCCAUCCCAGUUUUAGUGUUGCAGCAGCUGCACGAGCACUGUGCUCGGAUGCAACACGCGUCUCAGCCCACGGGACCUCUCGAGCGAAUGUCAGUCGCGUACGCCGAGCAGAUUCUCUUCUUGGCGCGAUUUACAGCAGACCAACCGUCCGACCCUGCUGGAUUGCCAGUCGCAGUUGCGCCCAAGUCCGGCAGCCCGCAUCUUUCCUUGUCUGGCACAAGCCCCACGUCCUCUCUGGAGCUAGCGUUGCAGUCGUUUCGUCGCGAAAUGGACGCCAUCGCGUGGGGUGCCGAUGGCGACUCGCCGUCGCCUGCCAAAACACGCUCGGCAGCGACCGUUGCACAACAACAUGGAACCCAUCUACCCAGCUCUAGUCACACUGGUGGCUCGACGACGUCCUCUGCAAAGCGCACCGGCACGCGCCGCAUCACACCGAUCGUCGAGGCCACAGCGGUGAGUUUCCGUCCUGGAGCACCAACGCCGCUGGACGUCGCUGCGUCUGCUACGCCACCUGUACUGGAAGACGUCAUUACUGCCGCAGUGCCCGAUUCGGGCGCGUCAUCUGGUACCGCGUCGCCUCGAUUUGGUAGCACGUCCAACCUUUCUUCAAGUCGGGUGCGGACACUAUCCAGCUCGGGUUCGUCGUCAGUUGCUCCACCGGCCAUCGCUCCACAAGCCGCGCUCUCGACCGGCUGGCGACAUGCCCCUUGGUUUGAAAAACUCAACGAGGAGCUCGAGCCGCUGUUGGCGUUUCUGCAAGUCCACGUCAGCCGGAAUGCAUCCUCCAGCAGCUUGCUCGCCGCCAAAUCUGCCAUCUUUGAACGUGAGCGCGCGCUCCUUGAAUCGUGGCUGCACGAUACCAUGCCGCAUCAGCCUUCUGGUGUUGUUUUGCGGCCCAACGCUGCUGCUGCUGCUGCGACGAACGAGGCGCAAGACGCCCCGGAUCUCGAUGAGUUGCUGGUCGAUUCGGCCAACAACGCCAACGACCAACAGGUGGCACAGUUCCGCCAGGCAUCGCAAGAGCGGGUGCGCGUGAGUCUGCUAGAGGCACGGCGUGACAUUCUGCAGCGUGCCUCGCAGUCCGCGCGGGAAUACAUUGGUGAAGCGAUCACGACAAGCGUGUCGCAACUCUGGCCCGUCACUGUGAACCGUGGUGUGCUGCCGAUCGCCUGCGCUCAUACCAUCGCCAAAGCACAUGCCACAGUCGUUGCGGAGAUGACUGCAAACCUCGAUGCGACGCUGGUCCGCGAGCUCGAGAGCGAGUACGAGCGACUCAAGCGAAGUGUGCGUUUGCAACGUGAGGCGCCUUCGGACCAGUCACCCCGCAGCAUGAUCCAAUCCCGCGUUGGCUUGGAGGAGCUCUCGCGUUGCCUGCAGUCCCAGAUUGCCUCACUGUCAAGCAGCACCGCCCAAACCUCCUCGACACUGUGCUGGCCGUGGAGUCAAGUCGCGGGAAUUUGCCGCGCUGUUGUCCACCUGUUGGCUGAACGCGAUGCAAAGCAUGCGCUGGUACUCCGAGAUCGCUGUGGCCUCGACCCGAGAGCGCAAGCCCUAGUUGGAGAGCUCAUGCAGAAUGUUGUUGGCUCGCUGCAACUUUGGUGUGAACACUUCCAACUCGAGUUUGCGGGGCGUCACCAGCGUAAGCGUGGCUCGAGUCCCAGUAAUGCGGGGAUAAGCGGCAGCAGCGGUCCGAGUGGCGGAUUGGUCGUGCGUCGACUUUUUGCAGAUUCUUCAAAGCCGGCGAAGGCUAGUCCCAGUCCGAGCACGGCGGCCUGGAUGGGCGUUGUAGAGCUCGUGUCUGAGGACGCUUCGGACCAGAGUUUUGCUGCGACCGCGCUGGCUCGGCUGUUGGAAGCCCUCGGAAUACUCGCGCUGCUCCUCGGGCAGCCGUUGACACCAACACUGCUGAGGCCAGUGAUUCAAAGCAUUGUCGGCGCUGCAGCUCGUGGUGCCAUGAAGCCAAUGCGCUGCUUGAUUCAUUUGGCGCUUCUGGUACUGUGUAUUGACUCGCACGACGCUCGGAUUUGGUCGGCGCCGCAGCUGGAGGCAGAGCUGCUCGCACUGCCGUGGUCUGCUCCCCGCGAACUAGCAGAGGUGGCUGCGAUUGUGCUCUCGGCGUAUCAUUACAGCGGCUUGAAAACGCUGCUGCAAUCGUCCGGCCGAUACCAUGCGCACCAGUGGUGUCAUUUGGCCAACUCGGCGUUUGCCAAGUCGCCCUCGUCAAACCCUGAAUUGGCCGCCCUAAUGGCAACGCUGUUCUGACGGCAUACACACCUUACUCAUUUGUUCAUUUUAUAACUUGGCAC